AUGCUGGGCCGACUGCUGAGCACCGCAGCCUCGACUUUGAACCCAUCGGCAUAUUCUACUCGAAACCAUGGGACACCUCUCGAAUCCGUGACGGAAGAGGAACAUACUUCCGGCCUCCUCUUCCCCGAUGCCAGCCUGCUACGACGCUCCAACACCCAUGCGUACCCAUUACAAACUACCUUUAAUUCCCCCAAUGCCUCGACUGCCGGAGCCUACGACGACCGUGGUGGAAUGGAGCUGGAUGCCAUCAAGGAUUUUCGGGUGAUUGUGGCACAGAAUGCUCUCGGGGAUCGUGACGCAUGCGUCCUACUGGACACACGCGCCUCAUCUGAACAUCCACCAAGUGGUCUUGGAAUCGACUCGCAAGGCCUCGAUCAGCCUGGCACGCGCCAUGCUCGCGCAGUAUCCAGUCUCUCGCGCGGAUCACCCCCCCUGUCUGCAGCCGCCGAUGCACGCAGGACAUCACCAGCCAGCCCCGGUGCCUUCUCGCGAGCCCGAGGUCGCAGCUCUACACUGGCACCGGCAGGAACAUGGCAUGAUCCCGGUCAUACUCGGCACGCGGCCGACUCCAACGAUACUGGUCUUCUCAACUGUAUUUUUGGGAGUAGCGCAUUCAGCUACCGUGGCUCGUCUACCAAAAUGCAUAUCAUCUCCGCCGACGAAGAUUCGGGUGUGGCGGCAAGCUCGUCACCGGCUGCACGCAGCCCGAUUUCUCGUGCUUACACUACCGGAAGCUCUUCGGGUCUGAUGGGAUCAGCCCGUGGGGCGGAUGGCAAGCCACCUUCCAAAGUUACGGUCCUUUUGACCCGCAUGUUCAGCGUCAACUUUCCCGAAGGAGCGGAGGCUUCGGCUGAGCGGCAUGACUACGCCAAUUCUAUCUACCAAGAGUCUCUCCCGGAGAUGGGAUUCCCGUUCCCAGAUGUUGCCAAGCGCAAGAAGAUCAAGGAGAAGAAAACGCCCAUGUAUGCCGUUGCCAUCACGAUUCAAAUCCCCUUGCUGGCACGCAAUGCAGGGCGACCCGUGUCGCGAUUCAGCACUAUGGGUGCAGACUCCCCGCGGCCGGGAUUGUCCAGUUCAUUGGACUCGGACUACCGCUGGCCAGGUGGCUUCUUCGAUGAUAGCUUGUCAUCGGCAUCUCCACCGGCUAGUUUGGAUGAGCGCCUUGACUUGUUAGUCGAUCAUUGGGAUGUCAUCACCCGUACCCUCUCUCAUUUGGAAAGGCUUGCUCGAAACGAGAUCUUGUUUCUUCUUCGCAAAGUGGAUUCUUUGUCUGGACCACAUCCGAAGCCAGCCAAACCUCCUAAUAUGCAACGGACCAACCAAACCAUAGUACACUUGCCAGCAAACAUUCUCUCCGUGAACUCGAAGCUCAAGGAAGAGGCCCUCCACAGCACCCGUCGGAUCAGUUUAGCUCUCCAGACUCCGUAUGUGGUCACUGGUCAGAGUCGCUGGGGUGUUUGGCGAGAGGAAGGCCGCUCGAUUUUCCGUGGAUUUGGCGACAAAGACCAGAACUUUUUCUUCCUUGUCCUCCUCACGGCAUUCCUGGGAAACCACACGGAAUGGCUAAGCGCUCUCGGACCUGAGUGGUAUCGCCGUCGCCAUAAUCAGCAGCAAAAAGCACAGCAGGAUUGUGAACCCAACCUUGUGAACCGAACAGUGAUCAUUUGCCCGGACAAGAUGACAGCUCGACGCCUCAUCUUUUUGCUUUCCGCCUUCCUACCAUCCAAACAGCGCUUGGAGCCAGUUCCUUCCCCUCUACGACCUGGCACAUCGGCAUCUAUGCGUGCCAUCUCCCAAAGCCCACCGGCCGUGCCCUUGCUUCGCCAGGAGUCUCUCCGAAGGGCGAUCGAGCGACGAGCCCGUGCUCAACGGUUGUGUGUUGGUGAGAGUGACCAUCACCGGCGAUCGGUUAGCGCUUCGUCACAAGAAACGACACAGCGGUCGUCUGAUGGGGUCGACCCGGCGACGCCCAUAGAGCAUACAUCCGCCCGAAGACCGUCUGAUGCCCGUUCGGUAAGAAUGCAUGGUGCAACUGCACAGGCUAAGGAUGCUCGGCCCAAGAAUACUAGUGGAGCAACAACUUCUAUGACGACUCAGAGCAGUACAGUACCUGUCCCACAUUUCACCUCUCAGCCAAGUCGCUCUGGCGAAGGAGAAACAAACAGCAGCGCUGCAGAUGGCAGUGACAGCCUAGCAUCAGAGAAAUUGCUCAAGAACUUGCAACGCAGUGAUAGCUCCACUUUGAGCACAAACGGCAGCCUCCCCUCCGCUGGAGGCCGUUGGGGGGGGAGUGAACCGUACUCCGCAACCGACGCUCGCAAACGAUCUGUCUCCACGAUCGCCGGCCCGGCCGUCCGUGGGCCCACUACUCUAAGCCAGAUGGUCAAGGAAGUCACCGAUGAUGAACCAGAGCACCGCCCUGACACUGCGCCUAGUGGGAACAUCUCUAUUCCCGCAACCUCAGCAGCCGCUCCCCACGGUCCGGAGGGCGCCUCGCCAGAGCCAUCGUCGUUUACCAGCCAAGCCCGCGAGUCUCCUCUAAAACUGUCGGUGCGGGCAGAGGAAGGCGUGGUAGACGUGGACCUUCCGCUACCUGGAUUUUUGUCACUCUCCUCCUCGGGUGAUUCCACCAUUGCCUCACCAAAGAAGACUCGCACCUCAAUCACUAGCGUGGAUGCUAUGGCGUCUACGCAUAGCAGUGGCUCUGGAUUCCACAAUGCGGCCAAGGAGAACGAUGGACCUAGUACCCAUGUGGCUGGCUGGUUGAAGGUGUUUCACGAAGACUUCUCCCUGCAGGCUGUCCGUCCCUACGCUGCCCUAGAAGCAGAUAUCAAACGUGCGAUGCAGGCAGAGCCUUCCCCGUACAUUCCCUCUACACCCGAUGUGGAUGGGUCGGAGCGAUGGGUGGAUGUCGCAACCACCUUGAUCGCAGAUACCCGAACAUCUUCUGUCAAGCGCCUUCGACUGAGGCGCAAAAUCACGGUCGGCCACGAGUUGGGCUCACCAUCUACUGCCCGUUCCCCAGGUUUCUUCUCGGGCUAUGGAAAGUCCUCCGCGGAUUCUGCUGAGGGACAGGACCCGAACUUUGUGGAAGAACGAUUUAUUGAGGAGCCCGUCAUGGACCUCGAUGGUAUUUUGGUCGACGCAGUCGAACGGGUUCUUGGACACAGCGGCUACUCCUCACUCGCACACUCGCGGACCCCAUCUCCGUCGCGUGCUCGCCGAGCCGAAGAUAAAGGCCACACCACUGGUCGGGACAAUGCGCCUCCUUUUGAAGUCCCCCGCGCCGAAUGCCGCAAGAUGGUCCUUGGAGCCUUGGAAGAGGUCGUUCGUAUCGUCACGGCCGAACAUUGCCGCGAAGACGUCGACGGUGCGCUUGGGCUUGCCGACCGAGAACGAAGGAGAUCCUUGGCGGGAGCCGAUAAUACCUUGAGGGAAGGUAUCCGGAAAUGGCUCCUUGAUGUCGAAGAAGCCUGGUGA
Penicillium alfredii is the source of this 3480-nucleotide messenger RNA. RefSeq lists its product as uncharacterized. Gene Ontology annotation, molecular function: ATPase inhibitor activity; protein-folding chaperone binding. The record is from RefSeq and is a predicted model, not a curated record. Bases 1 to 3480 code for a protein of 1159 amino acids. Gene Ontology annotation, cellular component: cytoplasm. NCBI's taxonomy places the organism in Eukaryota, Fungi, Ascomycota, Eurotiomycetes, Eurotiales, Aspergillaceae. The transcript is spliced from 3 exons.